Messenger RNA from Trichoderma aggressivum f. europaeum, 1863 nucleotides. RefSeq lists its product as uncharacterized. Lineage: Eukaryota; Fungi; Ascomycota; Sordariomycetes; Hypocreales; Hypocreaceae. Bases 1 to 1863 code for a protein of 620 amino acids. The transcript is spliced from 2 exons. The record is from RefSeq and is a predicted model, not a curated record. Gene Ontology annotation, molecular function: calcium ion binding; protein-arginine deiminase activity. Gene Ontology annotation, cellular component: cytoplasm.
AUGCAUUUCUCAAAGCAGGCGGCAGUGGUUAUUCUAGGUUUGACUAGAGCCAGCAAUGCAAUUCAGGCCACCAUCCUCGCCGAUAGCAAUCGAGAUGGCAAAGUAGAUUUGACAGACCAGACUGAUGCCGACAAAACUUUAUGGACCGAAGAAUAUGGCGCUCUCUUCCUAGCCAACAUUGGAGAUACGGAUGGCCGAUGCUCGGCCAAUGUCACGUCUUCAACGCUUGAUGGAGAAUUGUCGAUGUGUAACGACGCUUCUGACAAUAUUCUCCGCAAUUCCAAGUACAUUGCUCCGCUUCUCACGCUGCCAAUCCAGAAUCUCAGUGAUAAUGCUGUCGGCAGCAUUGGCAUCUCAGGAGAGAAUGCAGCCGAUAAUGUGCGCAUCUUCUACAAGGCUGGCGAAGACUGGGUGUAUGUGACGGAAAACACCACCUUCGCCGCGCAAGAACUCAGAGUAGGACUGGAACUAGGCAUCGACGGCCGUACGACGCGGUACCCGCAAGUUUGGGACGGCCGUGUUCAAGUUCUUUUCAACGUCACUGACGGAUCAGAAUCGGGCAGCGACUUGGUUGCACUGCGGGUUGCUCCUGUAUUGACUCAUCAUCACCUUCAGCAUGCUCAACAAGUCUUCACUAAUAACUAUCCGGGCAUAGGUCUUCCACAAGAAAAAUUCGUCGAGGCACUGAAAGGUCCUGUCGCUCAGGCCGGCAUUGAGACGCCUAUUUUCGCGUUCACUAAGGAUCCUGAUAUUUGGGUACAAGAUUUCUUUGAGCCGGGCUAUUCCAGCAUCCCCGGGCCCGACGGACCUGUGGUGUUGCGCAUAAAUAUCAGAUCUGGACAGGAGUUCCGCUCUGCCGGCCGACAAAUCUUCACAGACUUGCGAUCCGACUCCGUUGGCGCAAUCCAGUAUCUGUGGCGUGGAGGUACUACUGAUUCUAUGGGGAAUCUGGAAACAAUCCCGCCGCACAGCUUCAACAAUAAAACAUAUGCUGCCGGCCGUAUCAUAAUGGGCCAGCAAGACUCGGAAGAUCCAUGGAUCAUGGCGUUUCUUAGGGCGCAGGAGACACAGGACCCCGUUAUUACUGACCAUGAUUGGCUUCUGGUCGGGCAUACCGACGAGUACAUGCAGUUCCUCCCGGCCAACAAUUCGCGAGGCUGGAUUGUUAUGCUUGCCGAUCCACUCGCCGGUAUCCAGCUUCUGAAAGAUGCGCAAGCGGCUGGACAUGGUGGUGUUACGGCCGUGUCACGACUUCAAGAUGCCUCUGAUCCCAAGCAGAGUUCUCAGUAUUGUCUGCCCAAGCUCACCAUCGAUCAGGUCCUGCAACUUGCCAACCUGACAGGGCUCAAUACCUACGCCGCGGAGUACAUCCAGAAGAAUAUUGAAAUCGUUAAAAGCGCUGUUGGUCUCACCGAUGAAGAGAUUCUUCGCGUUCCCGGCAUCUACUAUAACGAGACAUUUCCCUGCACAGUCAAUGGGGCUCAACCUCAGCGGCUCAACAGCGUCUCCGCAUUCGGGGGAGUACAGGCGUCGAAACCUCACUCGAUUAUCGAAGCUAUCAAUCCCAAUGGACAGUUGGAGAAAAGACAGACUCCGAUACGUUUUACAGGCCCCCGUCUCACUGCGAUGUACCCAGGCGCUAUCAAUGGUGUCGUGCUGAGCGAUUCUCAGAUUCUGGCACCCGCUCAAUGGGGCCCAAUUAUUGAUGGAAAAGACAUAUUUGCGACAGCAGUCCAGGAUUCAUAUUCAAAGAUAAACUUUAACGUUACGUUUAUCGAUGAUUGGUAUGAUCAUCACGAGCUGGACGGCGAAGUUCACUGUGGAACGAAUGUCUACCGCGACGCGUCAGCUCCUUGGUGGUGA